UUCUCUAGAAAUCUAGAUAGUCUAGAAUCUAGAUUCUAAGUCUAAGUGUAGAAUGCUGCUAGCCUAGACGCAGUCCCAAAAUGGAUUUGUCCUCAGACUAGAUAGAUCUAAAUCUAGAUCUAAUUCAAAUUACUAUACUGAACUGAUGCAUCAUUUUAUUGACAAUAAUGACUAGGGAUUUUCAAGCUGGAUCACACGAUUCUGUGUUCAGUGUGAUUUCUCUGUCAUCAUCUGAUGGCGAUCUCGACACUUUUGUUGAAAUAUGGUAUCAUGUGUUUCUCUGGGCACUUUUUUCAUCUCUAUUCGUCCAUAUUGUGGCAGCUCUAAUAGCAUUCCUGAGACUACGUAAGCACAGGUUAGGUCGCUGGAUUCCUGUAGUCAUAUUUACAAUGGGAAUUAUUUCGCCUUUAACUGGUGGAGUAGUGAGUAGUGCAGCUAUUGCUGGAGUAUUCAGAGCUUCAAACUUUGCACUGAGGCCUUAUUAUGCACUUGUAUGUGGUGCGGGCCAGACAUUCAUCGUUGUCGUCAUUUCAUUCAUGCGGAUACUGGCAACAUUAUGAUCAGAAGAUGAAGUCUGUGUCAGAAGACAAAAUCUGUGUCAAUACCGGCCUUAUUACGCACUUGUAUUGCGGUGCGGGCCAGGCAUUCAUUGUUGUCAUUUCGUUCAUGCAGAUACUGGCAACGUGAUCGGAAGACAAAAUCUGUGUCAAUACAAUGUGAUCAAGUCUCAUGAAGUCUGUGAUAAAAGAACCACAUCAACACUGCCCUUGGAUUAUCCCCAUGCUGUUAUAAAUUGGCUUGUUUAGUACCAUAUUGAGCAUAAUACAUACAAAGGUCGUCCACAUUCGAACGUGUUCAGUGAAAAUUUUCAAAUGGUAUUAAAACUGAAAACAUUUUUAUCUUGCAUGCGAAUCUACCUUGUAAAAUAUUCCAGUUUGUUUAUCGGUGCACUGUUUUCUAUCAGUUGUGAAAGGUGGCAAAAUGUUUCAUUGAUAUUUAUAUUCCUCCCCUUUGUUUAUAUUAGCUUGUGCCUAGCUACUAGAGUAGUACAGCUAACCAGAUGCCUUAAUGAGAUUAUUUGUUUCAUAGAAUGAUUACUGUUGAUCGCUUUCAUGUUUUUAAAAUUCAUUUUGCUAGUGAGGUGAUCAAUGUUGAAGAUAUUUUGUUGUUUACACCCAUUGGAGGUCCCAAAACCACUUUAUACAUGAUUGUAAAUAUUGAGAUAUAAUGUAAAAACUAAAAGCACAGAGACCCAUAAAUGUUUAACAUUUUACUUGCAAUUUUUACUUUUUAUCAACUUUUAAGUAAUGGUAUUACGGUCCAUAGAACUGAACGCAUGUAAAGUUCACCUGUUGUAUUCUUUUAUGUGACAUAGUAAUGGAUUAUGUGGUCACCACUAGGUCUAGCCACCUUUGUGGCUCUAGUAAGUUACGUAAUCUGAAAUAAGUGAACUAUAAUGUUUACAAGCUGGUGACAGGAAAAAUGGACACAUAGUUAUACAAUGGCCUGUAAUUCUCUAGUUUGAUUCUGCAUAGUUCAUCCCUGAGUCCAUGCAUGUGAUUGGGAAUGUAAAGGAGAGGUGGGCAAAGUGCAAACCACCUUAUACAUUCGUAUGCAGGGGUCACAUGUGAUUUCAAUUUCAUAUACCUGGGUAUUUUACUUUAAAGUAAUUUAAGUGCAGAUGGUCACAGUUCCACUCCUGUUUACCCUAAUGGGAAAUUCAGUUUCUAAGUACAGUACUUUCUAACACUAUGUUUAAACUUGCAACAUGUAUACCAUACAUGUGUAAAAAAAACAAACUCGAGGUGUUAUGUGAAAACAUCUCCACACAGAACUUGUAUACUUGAGCUUUUUCCUUCUAGAUAUCAGUUGUAUGUGUUGCAAGUGUAAACUUAGUAAUAGUACCAUACAUGUCUUAAAGAGAACAAGAUAUGCUGUUGGGGUCUCAACAAUGAUAAGUUGCAAUAAUACCCAUUGUAUUGUAUCAAAUUUUUUUAUUGUGUUCAAACAAGUUGUAAAAAUCAUUUAGACUAAACUUUCUCACAAAAAUCAUUUAACUUUCAUUCCAUCAAAUAAGGCCUACAUUUAAAUUUUAAAAUAACUUAUAAAUAAAACAUUUAAUACAGAAAGUCAUAGUCAAUAUAUUUAUAGUUUGAUUAAGCCUGCAUAGUUGAUGGUUCAGAUAGCAAAUCAUAAUUAUAUUUAUUGUAACUUUUGGAAUUUGUAUAACUUAACAAUAAAUUAUAAUCUUACAUUGUAUUUGUAUUUUCUAAUGUAGAAAAAUAUUUUAAGUGCAUAAUAUAAAAAAAAUAUUUCUGAACCAUCUUUGCAACUGAGUGUCUUGGGCAGUGUUGGUGUAAAACAUCAGGUUAACCAGCUUUGCUUCAUUUGGCUUGCUGUAACCAUGCUCAGAAGCAAUUUUUUAAACUGCUAGUUGGGCACGGAAGUUUAUUUCCAAUGUGCCAGGCUCUGUGUGGGGGUCUUUUUUUUUCUCCAACAACCUUUAUUUAAUUAUACAAUAGAAGGUUAUUGUGUGGAAUUUCACUGAUAACGUCAUCACCUCCAAUAAUUUCGUCCUCUUCCUCAUUAUCGUCAUCUUUAUCACUUUCAUUGUCCCCUUGUGAGGAUGUGGAGAUGAGCCAUGAGAAUAAGAUUAUGAUGAGGAAGACUGAGAUUGUGUACAGAACUGUCAACUGAUAGUUGUGUUGUAGUUUCAGGGAGAAUCCAAUGUACCUGUGGGGAAAUAA
Molecule: messenger RNA, 2747 nt
Organism: Physella acuta
Lineage: Eukaryota; Metazoa; Mollusca; Gastropoda; Physidae
Product: transmembrane protein 170A
Source: RefSeq, a predicted model, not a curated record